AUGACCAAAGACUCCCAAAGGGCGCUCCUAUGGACCAAACAACUCUUCUACAACAAGUCCAAUAAGGCGGACUCACUCUUAGCCCACAAACUAUGCCAGAAAACACAGGCCAAAAAUAUAGACAAAAUUAAAUCCCCCAGAGGCACCACGUACACCACCCCUGACCGAAUUGCCUCCGUCUUUGCCGCAUACUUCACAGAACUCUAUAACCACAGAUCAGAAACCAGACAAAACCCAAACCACCCAAUCGACCCCCAGGCCAUAGAAUCUUAUCUUGGAGACAUCCCCCUCCCAGCGCUGUCGGAGGAAAUGAGAGCACAACUUACAACGCCCAUCACGACAGACGAAAUCGCACUCACAAUUAAAUCAAUCAAACCUCAUAAGUGCCCGGGACCUGAUGGAUUUACAGACCAAUACUACAAAUCAUUCUCGGACGCCCUCCUACCCCACCAUGCCUCACUGUAUAAUUCGCUACUCCAAGGAGACGCACUGCCGGAAGAUAUGCUGAG
Molecule: messenger RNA, 509 nt
Organism: Pelobates cultripes (western spadefoot toad)
Lineage: Eukaryota; Metazoa; Chordata; Amphibia; Anura; Pelobatidae
Source: the annotation of a GenBank genome assembly